This is a messenger RNA of Candidula unifasciata, 365 nucleotides long. NCBI's taxonomy places the organism in Eukaryota, Metazoa, Mollusca, Gastropoda, Stylommatophora, Geomitridae. The record is from the annotation of a GenBank genome assembly.
UGAAUGUGCGUGUCUCUGUGGGAGUGUCCGUGUGUGCAUAUGUGUGUCUCCAUGCCUAACUGUAUUUAUGACUGUAUGUUUGUAUGUAUGUUUGUAUGUGUUUAUGCCUGUAUGUUUGUAUGUGUUUAUGCCUGUAUGUUUGUAUGUGUUUAUGCCUGUAUGUUUGUAUGUGUUUAUGCCUGUAUGUUUGUAUGUGUUUAUGCAUGUAUGUUUGUAUGUGUUUAUGUCUGCAUGUUUGUAUGUAUAUUUGUAUGUGUUUAUGCCUGUUUGUUUGUAUGUGUUUAUGCGUUUAUGCCUGUAUGUUUGUAUGUGUUUAUGCCUGUAUGUUUGUAUGUGUUUAUGCCUGUAUGUUUGUAUGUAUGUUU